Messenger RNA from Leptopilina boulardi, 2594 nucleotides. RefSeq names its product secretin receptor-like. The coding region runs from base 482 to 2212 and encodes 576 amino acids. Gene Ontology annotation, biological process: cell surface receptor signaling pathway; adenylate cyclase-modulating G protein-coupled receptor signaling pathway. NCBI's taxonomy places the organism in Eukaryota, Metazoa, Arthropoda, Insecta, Hymenoptera, Figitidae. The transcript has 13 exons. Gene Ontology annotation, molecular function: peptide hormone binding; G protein-coupled peptide receptor activity. The record is from RefSeq and is a predicted model, not a curated record. Gene Ontology annotation, cellular component: plasma membrane.
AUUAUUUCGAUUAUAAUUACUGCUAUUAUAUUAUAUUAAUUAUUAUUAAAAUAUAGGAUUAGAUUAGAUUUUAGGGAAAUCACACGAAAAUAUAUUCCAAGUUUAUUUCGAUUAUUAUGAAGGCUAAUGUGAUAAUUAUCUGAAGUGCGCAUUAUGAUGAAUUAUCAGCGAAUAAAAACAUUUACAAACAAUCGACAAAGAAAUUUUUAUCAUUAAAAAUUUUCAAUCUAAUUUCCUGUGAAGAAAAAAAAAAAAAUAAUUUCCAUUAUUCUAAAAAUAUAAUUCGUAAUAAUAAUUUGUCAAUAAAUGGCAUUUUUUUCACUAUCAAUGCGGAAUCGAGGUGCAAAUAAAACAGUUUAUAAAUCCAGUGACAAGUGAUAAAUUUUAUUUCCGUUUUUGGAAUAUGGAACACGAGAAUUUCGAGUAAACAAGAAAAUUGGACAGUCACUUAUACGAUUCUCUAGCAUUUUUUGAAAUAAAAAUGGAGGACGGAGAUUUUAAUAGUGAAAAAAUGCAGGAGACGAUAAGGGAAAAUCAAGCGAAAAAUUGUCAGCCCAUAUUUAAUUCAUUGCCUGGCUGGUGUCCGCAGACAUGGGAUGAAAUUCUCUGUUGGCCAGCAACUGCACCAAAUGAAUUGGCCGUCCAACCAUGUCCACAUUAUAUCGCAGGUUUCGAUACAAGGGGAAAUGCAACUAGGCAAUGCUUAUCAGAUGGUCAAUGGUACCAAACAGCAGAGACUAAUAGUACCUGGACAAAUUAUACUCAAUGUUAUCACACCUCACUUGUUACUGUAUUAAUGGACAUUCGAGACCUUUCGUCAGAUAAUGCAACACUAAGACAUAAAUAUCUACCAAUUAUUAAAGCAAUAUCAAAAGUUGGAUAUGCAUUUUCAUUUUCAACGUUAGUUGUUGCAUUUUGCAUUUUGGCAGCCAUCAAACGUAGGAAGCUGAGAUGUCCAAGGAAUAUUUUACACAUUCAUCUUUUUGCAUCAUUUAUGGCAAGAGCAUUUAUGGCCCUAUUAAAGGAUAUGCUUUUUGUAUCGGGAAUUGGAUUAGCAUCGGAUAUUAUUGUCAAGAAUGGUGAACAAUAUUUAAAAUCCGAUUUAAUGUCAUGUAAAAUAUUCACAAGUAUUUGGCAAUAUUUUAUACUUGCCAAUUAUUCAUGGAUUCUCAUCGAGGGACUCUAUCUUCACAAUCUCGUUUUUCUAGCAUUAUUCACAGAUUCCAAUUCCAGCAUCACUGGCUACAUUGCUCUUGGAUGGGGAAUGCCGGCAAUUUUUGUAAUACCUUGGAUUAUUUUACGAGCAGUUUUUGAUGACACUUUGUGUUGGACAACUAAUGAUAAUAAUGAAUAUCUUUUUCUAGUCAUACGAAUACCUACGAUGCUCUCGAUUUUAAUAAAUUUUGUACUAUUCGUGAAUAUUGUGCGUGUGCUACUUUCGAAAUUAAAAUCCACAGUUUCGGAGGAGACUCAAAGAUACAAACGAUGGGCAAGAAGUACUCUAGUUUUAGUUCCACUUUUUGGAGUUCAUUAUACUGUAUUUUUGGGCAUGUCAUACAGUAUAGGUGUAAAUGACACUGUCGAGAUUGUGUGGCUUUUUUGUGAUCAAUUUUUUGCCUCAUUUCAAGGUUUCUUUGUUGCGGUUCUAUAUUGUUUUCUAAAUGGCGAGGUACGAAUGGAAGUUUCACGUGUUCUAAGAAGUCGAAAGUGGCCACGAUUAGGUGGCGGUGGACGAUGGGGUCAAAGACAUUCAACACAUUCCGGAAGUACAUGUAGUUGUAACGCGAGUAAAUUGCGAAAAUCAAGUAAAUCAAGAUGGUGGCACAAACCUUGCAUUUGCAUUUUCCGUGAACGAGAUUUUCAUCAUCAUCGUUCAUCUCACUCGAUGGCGAGUACACAAGAUGUUGGACUUGGGACGCGCGGUGGCAGUUUAACAAGUAGUCGAGGUUACAUCGAGGGUGUUGGAAAUGGUCCAUGUCCAGGAGCCGGAAAUUGUGUCCAAAAUGCAAAUCAAACGUCACCGCUGUGCAGCAAAUACACUGACCAGUCGUUGCUCUCCUUUUGCUCAAAUAUGUCGGAAGUGUCUACAAGCGCCGCAAUUUCCGCUCUCGAGAAAGGUGAGAGAAUUCGAGACCAACAUCGCUGGAGUGAUUCAGAAUGUUGUCAACUUGCUUACGAGCUGCAUAGUUUGCAUCAACAACCGCAAUCCUGAUUUUUACUUAUUUCGCAACAACAAAAAAAAACACAAAAAGGCGCACUAAAAUUUAAAAAAUCUGCUUAACUAUUGAAUGUUAAAUUGGAAAAAAAAAAGUUUUUUUUAUAUAUAUAUGUGACGAAUAUUUAAUGGUAAAAUUGUAUUUUAGCAUUAAAUAAGAUACGUUUGAUAUUUAAUAUUAUUGUCACGGAGAGAGAAACAUUUCUCCCUUCGAUUAUAAAAUAAUAAUAAUUAAACACUGACUGAUUCAAAAAGUGAAAUUGAGAUUUACAAAGCUUUAGUUGUGUCAUCCAGUGAGUGUUCAAAAAAAAAAAAAAGAAUAGCUUUCAUUUUUCUUUUUUUUAUUCAAAGGUUUUUACAAUUAAAUGCAUCAACCUUA